Messenger RNA from Drosophila nasuta, 817 nucleotides. It is a transcript of the gene CheA7a, whose product is annotated as Chemosensory protein A 7a. The coding region runs from base 11 to 571 and encodes 186 amino acids. Lineage: Eukaryota; Metazoa; Arthropoda; Insecta; Diptera; Drosophilidae. The transcript has 2 exons. The record is from RefSeq and is a predicted model, not a curated record.
UGCGGCAAGUAUGACUCGUACUCGUAUAUGUAGUCUUUUGGGUUGUCUUGGGUUGAUACUUUUGGUAUGCACUGUGGCUGUGGCUGCCGAGGAGAAAGCCUACAAUGUCGAACUGAACUCAUUCGAAAAGAAUCCCAAAAUCAACGACGAUGAGAAAUGGGUCGAUUGGGGCGAUUUGCGCAUGAAGAAGGUCUCCAAAAAUAAGUUCACCUUGACCGGCACCUUUGAGUUCAAACGGAAUAUGGGCGACGAGCAAAAGCUAUCGAUGCAAGUCUUCAUGUAUGACGAUUCCACACAAGAGAAGGGUGCGAUGGUCAUGAAUGUGGAGAAACCGUUCUGCCAGUUCGUCAACGAGGACGAGGACACGUAUCCCUAUCUGCAGAAGUCAUCCGAUUUGCCCGAACAGGGCGGUUGUCCCUUCCCAAAGGGCACCUACACCAUCGAUAAGUACGAGCUGGAGACAACAUUUCUGCCCGACGAUGCUCCCAAGGGCGAUUAUCUCAUCGAGCUGAACACCCUCGAUAAGGAUAUGCCCGUCACAGGACUUCUUGCCUCCGUUACGCUCACCUAAUGGAAACUCGUUUAUUUUCUGCUUUUUGUUUAUUAUCUACUAUUAUUAGUUAUUUUGUUGUUUUAGUUCAGCUUUUCUAUUCCUAUUUCUAUUUCUAUUGUUUCUGGGUGGAUCCAUUUGACACUGCAAGCGUUUUAUAUAUCUGAUAUCUGAAUAUGUGUACUUAUGUCUCUUAAGGUAGACUUAGUUUGUUCUCAGUUUCUUCAUCGCUCAAAUAUACAAGAAAUGCUUUCGCUUUCAAGGACC